This is a messenger RNA of Cladocopium goreaui, 3487 nucleotides long. The record is from the annotation of a GenBank genome assembly. NCBI's taxonomy places the organism in Eukaryota, Dinophyceae, Suessiales, Symbiodiniaceae.
AUGGUUUUUCCAUUGCCAGUGGAUGGUGAUCCAUACGGACUGAUGGGCAACGUCGAGUCGCCAAUAGAAACUUGGAAGGCCAUUUUUCCUCGAAGUGGGGCGCAGGAGCGGCCAUUUGAGCCACCAAUUACCAAGAAGGAGUUCAUUGACCUGGUACGAGCUCAGAUUGAAAAGAUCCUGACAGGCGAUAAGUUCAAGUGCAAGCUUGAAAGCUUCAACUCCAUCGACAGGGACGAAAGUUUCCUCACCAUUUGGCUCCAAGAUACCGAGAUGUUGGAGACCCUCGCAGAGCGUGUGGAGGCUCGCGCUCGGGUGAAGCCCAGUGCGUACGAAAUGGUUGGUUUCGACUGCCCAACAGAAUACAAGAAUGCAAAGGAGUUCACAACAAUGCCGCAUGAAAUGGAUGCAGAUAAGCCGGGUCAGGCAUACAGAAAUCUUCACACUGGUGAGCCCAUGGACAACUCUUGCCCGGCCUGGGUGCUGUUUCGAAAGGAGCUGAAGGACAAGCUGGACCUUUUUGAGGAACCUCAAGUUCUACGAGUUCUCCGACGGCAUAUGCUCAACUACAUCAACAUUGAAGAGCUGCAGAAGGUCAAUGCGAUCACAAACUUCUUUGCAGUCCACAAAUGGAGACAUCUGAGCGAGCUGCAUCGCCGUGGUUGGAAUGAUUUGUCGCGCAUCUUUGGUUGGCCCAAGGAGGGAACCGCAGAUCACAUUGUGCAAUACGCUGGGAUUCAAGCGGCAUUCUUCUUCCACUUGUUCAACACCUUCACAAGGUGGAUCUCUGGUCCUGCUGUCCUCAGCGUAAUCAACUUCGUUCUACGGCGAUCCCCAUGGGUGGACAAACACCAGAUGCAAAUGUUGGAUUCUGCCUAUGGGGCGAUGCUUUGCAUUUGGACGACUGUUUUCUUAGUUCGCUAUGAGCAACUCGAAAAUCUCAAGAUCUUUCGCUGGGGAAUGCAUGGGGCGGAGCAAGAGAUUGCACCUGUGAGGAAGGAGUUCAGCGACGCAUAUCGCGGAACUGUGUGUGAAGGCUCGCAGAAUUUGGUGCAUUGGAUACUUUGCUUGCUCUUCAUGCUGGAGACGGUUGUCGCAGCAGAGUGCAUCACAAAGAUCAGGUCGAGAGCAUUCAGUGACCCUGAGGGUUCAACCUUUGGGAUUUCAAACGGCACACUUGUGCUUCUUGCAAAGUAUGCCAUUACUCUCAAUAUCAAGCUGGUCGACUCGAUUUGGACGCCGUUAUCCACUUGGCUCAGCAAGAAGGAGAAUUGGCGCACAGAGACCGACCUUAAAGCCAACAUGGUCGUGAAGCUGUUUGCUGUGAAGUUUGUGGUGUUCUAUUACCCUUUUGCAUUUACCAUCUUUGUGCAGCCAUAUGAAGCAGAGGGCUGUGAUGGAGGAGAAAUGUCAGGCUGCGUGUCAAAGUUGAGAUCAGACCUUUAUUUUUUCUUCGUUUGCCAAGUGGUUACAGAAGCAGUUGGCCUUUGCGUGACACUGCUGUCGGUGUACUGGAGCGUGCGUUCGGAAAAGAAAAAGAUCAGUCAAGAAAGCGGCCGAAAGCACGUCACCUACUUGGAGUUGCAGGCAAAGCUUCCACCUUACGGCGAAGCAGACCAAAUUGCAGACUAUAUGAAUCUUGUGUUGAUCUUUGGUUUCAUUGCAAUGUUCGGCGUCACCUGUCCAUCAAUGUCAAUCAUGUGCUUCUUCUCCAACUUUCCCAUCAAAAGGCUGUUGGCAUACAAAGUUUCCUAUGCACGACAGCGAGCCGUUCCCAGAGUGGAGGAAGGGAUUGGUGCGUGGAGAGCAAUUAUGAGCUUCAUUGCUUACAUGGGUGUGACCUGCACAUGCUACAUUGUGAUUUUUGUCUUCAAUAUUGAGAAGAUGAGCCUGGCUACAAAACUUAUCCUUUUCAUUCUCGCUGAGCGAGUUCUGAUGGCUCUCAAGAAGGCCAUGGAAGGGCUCAUGGGUUCCAAGACGGUGGCACAGCUCCGGAUCCAAGAGCACAAUGAGGAGGUACUUGACAAAGUGCUGAAUGGAGAUGCGUGUAUCAUCAGUUAUGAGUCAUGCGAUGCUUCCCAUGCUCUUGACCAAGCCCUGUCCUGGGCAUUGCUGGAGGAUGGUGCAGAAAAUAGCUGGAGAAAAGAUAUGGCGGGUUCUGCUCAGUCAGUGGCAACAGAUGGCUUGGCCUGGCCGAAGAGCAAACAUGAUCUAAAGCUUGACAAGCCUUUGGGCCGUGGCUACUUUGGAGAGGUUUGGCGAGGUUACCGCGCUGGUCGAUCGUCCACACCCGUUUGGGCAGUGAAGAAAAUCCCAUUGUCUCUCAUAGAGCAGCAUGGCCUCACAGAGCAGAUGAAGAGGGAGAUCGACAUCAUGAGAAGCCUGAGACAUCCACACAUCGUGGAGCUUCACUUCAGCUUCCAAGACGAGAGCCACGUGUACUUGGGAAUGGAGUUUGCCGAGGGCGGCGGGAUGUUCGACCUGCUCAGUAAGUAUGGCAAGUUCACCUGUGAGCUCGCAGCUCGACAUUUUUACGAAGUCUGUGAUGCCUUGGAGUACUUGCACACCCAAACGCCGCAGAUUAUUCACAGGGACAUCAAGCCCGAAAACAUUUUGCUGGACAAAGAUCAGCACGCUAAACUUGCUGACUUUGGAUGGUCGAACGUCUUGGAGAAUGUCUCCUACAGGGCCACCUUCUGCGGUACACCAGACUACCUGGCCCCAGAAAUGAUUCGUGGAGAAGGUCACAAUGAAAGUUUGGACAUGUGGGAGAUGGGUGUGCUGCUGUACGAGAUGGUUGUUGGCAAAUCGCCCUUUGGCGGAAGCAACCAGGAUGAAACCUGUCGCAACAUCCUGAGCGUAAGGCUGAAGUUCCCUCCUGGCUUGGAGCCAUUGGCAGAGGACUGCAUCAAGAAGCUGUGCCAACCGAGACCACAGGAACGCCUCACUGCGGCACAAGCCAAAUGCCACGAGUUCGUGAGAAAGUUCCACGCUGCGGCAUCCAAGGAACUCCAAGAAGACUCCGGCCGACCAUCGGUGGAGGCACGAAACCUUCGGCGGAAGAAUGAGAUCCUCGUCAACGAACAUCUUGAGCUCCUUCAGCAAAAAGCUAAGAAGGAAAGCGAGAUUUUCGAGUUAGAUAUCAAACUGGAGGCAAAGCAUGAGCAACUGAAGAAAGAAGAACAGGAAAGAGACAAGGUGAAGAAAGAAGUUGCAAGAUUGCAGAAAUUGGAAAGGGAGCAGCUGGAGGAUGCCCAGCAGCACUUUUGAGACUGAUUUUGUCAGCGUAAAGCUGUGCUCCAACAGAUUCUGAUGUAUUUUGGAACCGACCAGGAGCUAAGACAGCUAGAGGCAGCAGAACGACCAGCAGCUCCUUUGUGAACCUGUUGGCCGUUGAAGUUGCACAUCGCAAGUUAGAGAUGCGCGAUCUGUGUUUCAUUGAAUUCGUUCCUGCUGUUUGGGCGGGAAAGAAGAAAAAACCUGCCAAAUC